CCUACAACCUCAUGCAAAGAUAAUGUGGGGAGUGGAAUGUAAUAAAUUUGCGACGAUAGUCAUACUCAUGAAGCCAAGGGGACAAGUUCACAAUUUCAUUCAUUUUCAGCUUUCAAGCUCAUUUAUUUAGCUUAUGAAUCAAAGAUUAUGGUUGUCAUGUCGUUGACAGGGUGGUUUAUUGAAGUAGCAUGUCUUUUCUUUAUUAAAACCCGUACUUUAACAAGUUGGGUUGAGUUUGCAAAAUGGGAAACUGUUUUGAUUAAUUUUUAUUAUCUUCGGUAGACCAUGCUUUGUGCAUUUACACGUAUAGUGACAUGCGGUACUGUACCGGUACACUAGAAAAUCUACAGCUGGUCUGGCGAACGUAUAGGAUGGGAUUUACACAUAUAUCUCCUGGGGAAGGGGAAAGUCGAUUAGACGGCUAACCGUACUGCGAACCAGGCCUCUCGUCUGGUUACUAUUCCAUGUCGAGUACCGUACCAUAUAUGGGAUUAGAUAUUUAUUUGUUUUCGGAAGCAUAGACUUCAUGGUGGAGGAAGCCGUACCAGUAACCGACCAGCAGUUAUGUUAUGUAAACCACCCUACCAUGUUUCGAUUUUUUUGAAUUAGUAUAAUAAUUAUAUUUUUGACUCAAAAUUCUAAAACACAGGUCAUGUUAAAUUCUGGCCAGGCAGAAGAGCUUAGUUUUGGAAAUGAUUUUAAUAAAAGCACUCCACUUAAUCGCCAAAAAAAUUUUCAAUAGCAAGAAUUCUCUCUUACACAUUUCAAAUGAUUAAUAUACUUUUAACAGUUAUUUUAAAUAAAGAAUGUGGUAAUCAUAAAUAAGUUGAUGGAUAGAGGUUUUCAUAUCUUAUAAUUUUCAACUUUGUUAGUGUUAAAUGAAAAUAGAAGACAUCGCCACAGAAUAAACCUUGGUGUUAUUGAAAGCCUGUGUUAUUGUCGUGGAAACGAAGUAGUAUUUGAAUGAUUCAUAUGAUCCCCUGGAUCUUUUUUUCACAUUUUGAAUUCUACACAGAUUAUGUCAGGCAGUAUAACAAAUCAGCUACUACUCUCAUUAAAAUUUGUGUGUUGUUUUUACGACUGUAGUGUGCUAGCAACAAGUGUUGACCAAUGCAACAUUGUAGGAUGGUUGAAUCAGCAUCGUCAUACAGAAAAUAGCCAAACUUUAAUAUUAUCAACAAUAGUUCUUGUCUUGACUUAGUUUUUAAUUACAAUUAAAAUAAAUUCACGAAAAUGGUUAGAAUUUAAUGGCGGCCAGAAUAUUUUGUAUUAAUUCAGAAUAUAUUAUAAUAUACAUUAUUUGAGUGAACAUAUUGAAAAAAUAAAACAAUCCAUAUUCUGUGUUUAAUAUACCAUAUUUCAUGAUAAUAUCAAAACAUAUAUAUUUCAAGAUCAUCCUCUGAAACUGAUAGAGUAAACUAAUUCAAUCGCCACAGAAUGAAUCUGCAACAUCAUGGCAAAUGUUCUCUGGAUAUUAAAACUUUCAAAAAAGAUGUAAUGUUUGAAUGUGAAAUAUGCGGAAAACAAUACAGUAGCAUGGUCGGCAAAAAGCAACACCUGAAAUUUCAUCUAAAGAAAAAAUCUCAUCAAUGUAAUGUCUGUGGAAAAAGCUUCAUAUCCAAAUGCUACCUGGAUAAUCACAUUGUUUCCCACGUACAUCCAAAGGAGAAACCACAUAAGUGUGAAAUAUGUGAAAAACAAUUUGUUGCUUCAAACAGCUUAAAGAAACAUAUACUUACCAUUCAUUCGGAGAACAGAAAGUACCACCCAUGUGAAAUAUGUGGGAAAAAAUUAACAACUAUACGGCUUCUGAAAGACCAUAUGAUAAUUCAUAUUGGUGUCAAAUUGCAUAAAUGUGGAAUAUGCGAAAAGAAAUUCACCCUUGCUGGUGGUUUGAAAGUGCACUUGAGAGUUCACUCGAAAGAAAAGCCGUAUGCUUGUAAGAUAUGUGGAAAAACUUUCGGCUACAGCAGCAGCCGUAACAGACAUUUGAAAACACAUACUGACCAGAAGGAAUAUCAAUGUGAAAUUUGUUCUAAAAUGUUCAGUUGGAAAAGAAGUCUUAAAUUGCAUAUGGGAAAGCACAUGCGCGACAAGAGUUAUCAAUGUGAAAUAUGUGGAAAAUACUUGAAUGGAACUAUAAGCUUGAAAGGCCAUCAAGUUGUUCAUAGUGCAGAAAGGAAUUAUAAAUGUCCAUUGUGUGACAAAUCAUUCAAGCGAGCUCACGAUGUGCAAAUGCAUCGUUUACAUGUGCACACUGGUUUGAGGAACUAUGAAUGCAAAAUAUGUGGGAAGAAAUUUACUGGCUCAUUCGCGGUGAAAAAACACAUGAUAACGCACACGAAAGAAAAAAAUUUUAAAUGUGAAGUGUGUGCAAAACCAUUCAAACAUCCAGCAGAUGUGCAAGCUCAUAUGUGGAAUCACACCGGCCCUAGAGUUCAUAAUUGUGGAAUAUGUGAAAAAUCGUUUAGAUCACCUUCACGUUUAAAAAGCCAUAUGUAUGUGCACAGUGUCUCUAAAAACUUUGAAUGCAAAGUAUGUGCAAAAAGAUUUAAGCAUCCUAGAAGUCUGAAUGCGCAUUCACUCCUUCAUACUGGCGCUAAACAAAAAGAGUGAAAAUUAGAAUAAAAUUAUUUUUUUCAUUCGGGUAUAAUCUGUAUUUCGGGACUCUUUUCAGGCUCUCAUACUAUUUUAGUAUAGCACUACUUGUGGGCCGUCCAAUUUCUUUCUACCAAUAGGAUUUUUGUCGAGGGUGUUACCACUCUGCAAUACUACAUCAUAUGGGAGAAUUAUUGUAUACUUGGCUUGUAAAUAAAUGUAUAACGUAUAUACUCGCUGUCGCACUUGGGAUCUGUGAGUUUUGUGCUAAAAAAGUUUAAUUUAGAAUUGACUCGCACAUAAGUCGCAGCGAAAAUAUAGGGGUUUAAAAGGCCCUUUCCCUAGCUUUUUUGCAUAGAUAACUUCCUAUUUUUUUGUAGGGCUCAAUAUGUAUAUGGACACCUGUGAGCGAUGAUAAGUGCAUGUACGCAAGCGCAGACCAUACAAUUUUCAUGAAAAACCAACUCGUUACAAACCUGUAUAUAAUUGCCAGUACAUUCAGACCCCUAUUUGCACUUAAGUCGAGCGGAUUGGUCGCACCAAUAUUUUUAUAAAAAAAUAUAAGGAAAAAAUUGCGACCUAUCUCCUAGUUUUUUAAAGCCGAAAGUCUUGUAGAAAAGACUCUGAAUUCACCUGCAGAGUCUUUUGCGCCACCCGGUGAUUCGCCUUUGUCAUUAUAUAUAUCAUAAACAGAAACGAAUGCAUUGUAAUUAUUGACGCAAAACAAUUUAUCAAAAAUAAGAUUUUUACGCUAUCUAAUUGAUUUGAUGAAGCCAAUUUGGUUCCAGGUUUGAUAAAUAAGCUUUAAAUACUUGGUUUAUUAUUUUUGGUUUAAAAUUGUAUUAGUUGUAUCUAAGUAAUGACAGAGUUGGCACUGUUGGAAGAUUCAAAUAGUGACUCCUUUCUGAAGUGCAUAAAGUCGCGAAACAUAAUAGCAAAGGCUUGGCAAUAUGAUUUCAAUAAAACUUUAUUUUAACUGUUCACUCCCGAUCAAUUUGCCAUUGGCAAAUAUUACAAAAUUAUUAUUGUGGUGUGGCGUGGUGUGGCAAAUAAUUCCCUUUUUUAUUAUUUUUGUUUACUAUGUAAUUUACCAUGAUCUUAUCACGUUUCUUUAGUCAAUUUCUCUGGGGCUGUGUGUAUGUGUGAUAUAAUUUUAGGGGAGUGAACACGUACCACUUCUUAUCUAAAGUUUUGUUUGCUAUCCUGAUUUCACAACCAGUUUUUAUCAACCAGAAAAAUGUAGAUUUUAUGGUUUAAAUGCCGGAAUAUGAAAUAAAAUACUGUUGUUUAUAGAAUUUAUUAUAGCUAAGAAUUGACUUGCAAUGCCGUGUGAGCGUUGUGACUUAAGGCUCUGCCCUAAACAUGUGCCACGCGAGACUUGUACAGCACAUGACUUGGUCAACUUUUUUUAGUAAAGGAUUCACAUAUUUAUCCAGAGGGACAGGAAAGCAGAUAACACUGCUUAAUCAUAUGGCCUCUUAACUUGUUACCAUUCUAU
Styela clava is the source of this 4096-nucleotide messenger RNA. RefSeq lists its product as uncharacterized. Gene Ontology annotation, molecular function: DNA-binding transcription factor activity, RNA polymerase II-specific; RNA polymerase II cis-regulatory region sequence-specific DNA binding. Lineage: Eukaryota; Metazoa; Chordata; Ascidiacea; Stolidobranchia; Styelidae. The record is from RefSeq and is a predicted model, not a curated record. Gene Ontology annotation, biological process: regulation of transcription by RNA polymerase II. Gene Ontology annotation, cellular component: PcG protein complex; chromatin; transcription regulator complex.